Molecule: messenger RNA, 7605 nt
Organism: Acanthochromis polyacanthus (spiny chromis)
Lineage: Eukaryota; Metazoa; Chordata; Actinopteri; Pomacentridae
Gene: gapvd1
Product: GTPase activating protein and VPS9 domains 1
Exons: 29
Coding region: 206-4666 (1486 amino acids)
Biological process (GO): regulation of GTPase activity; vesicle-mediated transport
Cellular component (GO): endocytic vesicle; cytosol
Molecular function (GO): small GTPase binding; guanyl-nucleotide exchange factor activity
Source: RefSeq, a predicted model, not a curated record
CUUGCUGCGCAGGUCUCCUCGUGAUGACAGCAAAUGACAGCACUGUUCGCUCCUGCUGCAGCCAGAGUGAGACCGCUAACCGCCAACAAACACUUCUUCUGACUCAAGAAAUCCUAUGAUCAGCUGCGUUUAGAGAAGUCGCGACCAACCAGUACAGGCUACUUACGUUUGUCAUUUCCCUCUCUGCCCGUGUGAGCCGGUGAAGAUGGUGAAGCCAGACAUCCACACUCUGGCCCACCACCUGAAGCAGGAGCGGCUGUAUGUGGGGUCAGAGAAGCAGCUGAUCCAGAGGCUCAACAGUGAUGUGCUGAAGACGGCUGAGAGGCUGUACCGGGCUGCCUGGAUUGCCAAGCAGCAGAGGAUCAACCUCGAUCGUCUUAUUCUCACCAGUGCGGAGGCCUCUCCGGCUGAAUGCUGCCAACAUGCCAAAAUGCUGGAGGAUACACAGUUUAUUGAUGGCUACAAGACUCUGGGUUUCCAGGAGACCAUCUAUGGCGAGUUCUUGGCCAGGCUGAGGGAAAAUCCCAGACUGGUUGCUUCCUGUCUGGUGGCAGGAGAGAGGCUGAACCAGGAGCACACCCCGGGCGUCAUCCACACAGUCUUCACCUCACUGUACGGCAACUGUAUCAUGCAGGAGGAUGAGAGCUACCUGCUGCAGGUAUUGCGAUACCUGGUGGAGUUUGAGCUGAAGGAGAGUGACAACCCUCGCCGGCUGCUUCGACGGGGAACCUGUGCCUUCAGCAUCCUCUUCAAGCUCUUCUCUGAGGGCCUGUACUCAGCCAAACUCUUCCUCACUGCCACCCUUCAUGAACCCAUUAUGCAGCUGCUGGUGGAAGAUGAGGACCACCUGGAGACUGACCCAGCUAAGGUGACAGAGCGCCUCACUCCCGCUCAGCAGGAACGCUUUGGAGAGAAAGGCUCCGAGGGCUACAAGCAAAGGGUGCAGGCAGCUGUUGAGGCAAAUGAGGCCAAGUUGGUAGCUCUGGUCAACAAGUUUAUCGGUUACUUAAAGCAGAACACCUACUGCUUUCCUCAUAGCCUGCGCUGGAUUGUGUCUCAGAUGUACAAGACUUUGUCAUGCGUGGAGCGUCUUGAGGUGGGUGAGGUGCGCACCAUGUGUACGGACCUGCUGCUGACCUGCUUCAUUUGCCCAGCUAUAGUCAACCCAGAGCAGUAUGGUAUUAUCUCAGACGCACCCAUCAACGAAGUGGCCCGCUUCAAUCUGAUGCAGGUUGGACAACUUUUGCAGCAGUUGGCCAUGGCUGAUGAUGAUGCAGACCCAAGGCGGAAAAGCAGUUUGUCUAAGUUUGACAAAAGUUGCGUUGCUGCUUUUCUGGAUGUGGUGAUUGGAGGACGAGCAGUCGAGACCCCGCCUAUGUCUUCAAUGAACCUCCUAGAAGGCCUCAGUAGGACGGUGGUCUAUAUUACGCAUAAUCAGCUCCUUGCAUUGGUGGACUUUGUUCGGAGUGUGAUGGCAGGGGACCACCUUCGAGAGGAGGAGCACAUGGCCCUGGAGACCCUGCUGGCAAAUGUGCCCCAGUCACGGACCGUAAAGAGCAACAGCCUGGAGCUCACUCCCUCCAACACCCCGCAGCUCUCCCCAGCUACCACUCCUGCCAACAAGAAGAACAGACUACCCAUAGGACAACACUUAGCCGCUAUUACAUCCUGGGACUCCACAGCCACCACUCUGUCUGCUCACAUUCCAUUAGUAACCCCUUUUGCAGCUGCUCGCAGCCGUAGCCGUACCAACAUUGCCCAGGAGGGGGAGGCAGAGGCCAGCUCCCAAGAGUCUCUGCAGGAACUGAUGCCAGAGGAGGUGCUGGUGAUUUCAUUGGGAACUGGUCCUCAGACUGUCCCUGGGAUGAUGUCAGAGAAUGAGGUUUUGAACUUGCAGAUGGCUGAUGGAGCCCAGGGGGAUGGCCAUGCUGAUGAUACUAAGCUGCAUGGUAAACCAGACAAAACCCUGCGCUUCUCUCUCUGCAGCGACAACUUGGAAGGCAUCUCAGAGGGUCCAUCCAAUCGUUCUAACUCUGUGUCAUCUCUGGACCUGGAGGGAGAGUCUGUGUCUGAGCUGGGAGCCGGACCAUCAGGAAGCAACGGGGUGGAGGCUCUACAGCUACUGGAGCAUGAGCAGGCCACCACACAGGACAACCUGGAUGACAAACUCCGCAAGUUUGAAAUCAGAGAUAUGAUGGGUCUGACAGAUGAUCGGGACAUCUCUGAGACGGUCAGUGAAACCUGGAGCACUGAUGUGCUCGGCAGUGACUUUGACCCCAACAUGGAUGAAGAUCGGCUGCAGGAAAUAGCAGGGGCAGCAGCGGAGAACAUGCUUGGCAGCCUGCUGUGUCUUCCUGGCUCGGGUUCAGUUCUGCUGGACCCCUACGGAUCCACCAUCUCAGAGACCACAAGUGAGGCCUGGAGCGUGGAGGUCCUGCCCAGUGACUCAGAAGCCCCAGACCUGAAGCAGGAGGAGCGACUGCAGGAGCUGGAGAGCUGCUCUGGGGUUGGCAGCACCUCAGAUGACACUGAGGUCAGAGAAGUCAGCUCGAGGCCCAGCACACCAGGCCUCAGUGUCGUCUCAGGGAUCAGCGCAACCUCAGAAGAUAUCCCCAACAAGAUCGAGGACCUGAGGUCAGAGUGCAGCUCAGACUUUGGAGGGAAGGACUCGGUGACCAGUCCAGAUGGGGAGGAGUCAGGCCACGGAGCACACCAUCUGACAUCUCCACCUUCGCAGGCCGAUUCUUUGCUGGCCAUGUUUGAUCCCCUCUCCUCUGGUGAAGGCUCCUCCACUGGAACAAUAGUGAGGCCCAAAGUGCACUACGCCAGGCCCCCUCACCCUCCCCCCGAUCCUCCUAUCCCUGAAGCCAGUGCCCUGGGGCCGGAGACUCGCCACUCUCUUUUCACGCCCCACUGCUUGGCCCAGGCUGAGCUGGAGCACACGAAACAGCGCCACUCCUUCCCUGACAGGCUGGUCCGCAGCCGUAGCUCUGACAUCGUGUGCCCAGGCCGCCGGCCCACAAGUGACCCAGGCCUUAAUCGACGGGUAGCCGUUGAAGAGCGUGACCCUGCCGGGGCCUUCGCCUUAGGACCAUCCUCAUCCCCCAGCAAGGACUCCCUGAAAGGAGAGGUUGAGGACAGGAAAGACAGUGAUGAUGAGAAAUCUGAUCGCAACAGACCGUGGUGGAAGAAACGUUUUGUGUCAGCCAUUCCCAAAGUGCUGUAUUGGACGGCUGAGAGUGAUGUCCCAGCUCCGAUUGCAGCGUUUAGAAAAAGGGACAAACCGGAGAAAGAUGACAUUGCCCAGGAACGUAUCCCACAAGAUGACCCACUGCCCAGGCAGAGCUCGCAAACCCAGGCAGCUGAAGACAUCUUGGACAAGUACAGGAACAUCAAGAGGACCAGCCCAAGUGAUGGAGCCACAGCUGGAGCCUCCUACGACGGUACAGGAGAUCUUUGUGUUGAGGACAGCGUACAUGACUCUCCAAGAGAAGACACUCUGCAGAACAUUUCCACAGAUGACCUCCCAGACUCGGCCAGUCAGACAGCACAGCAGCACGACUCCAAGUUCUCUUUCAGUGAUGCAAAGAAGAAGCUGAGGCUGGCGUUGUGUUCUGCAGACUCAGUUGCUCUUCCCAUCAUGGCUCCUGUAGCAACAAGGAAUGGGCUUCCUGAUCACAUGGACCCUGAAGACAAUGAGAUCGUCUGCUUCCUGAAGGUCCAGCUAGCAGAGGCCAUCAACCUUCAGGAUAAAAACCAGAUGGCACAGAUACAAGAGACCACACGCUGUGUCAGCCGCUUCGAUCCACGCACCUGCAGGAAGCUGCUGGCUGCUAUUGCAGAGGAUUACAGAAAGCGGGCGCCGUACAUAGCUUAUCUAACCAGGUGUCGCCAGGGCCUGCAGACCUCUCAGGCUCAUUUGGAGAGGCUCCUCCAGAGGGUGCUGAGAGACAAGGAGGUGGCGAACCGCUACUUCACCACUGUCUGUGUUCGGCUCCUUCUUGAACAUAUGGAGUCCAAGAUGCUUGACUUCAUUAAAGCGUUCCAGGUUUGCACAGCGGCUGAUGACAAGACAGCAGCGGUGGAGGAUUUUCUGCGCUACUUGUACGGUGCCAUGGCCCGUGAUGCCAUUUGGCAGUAUGCGAGUGAAGACCAGCUGCAGGAUGCCCAGAUGGCUAUCGAGCGCAGCGUUAUGAACCGCAUCUUUAAACUGGCCUUCUACCCCAAUCAGGAUGGAGAUAUUCUCAGAGACCAACUCUUCCACGAACACAUCCAGCGGCUCUCCAAAGUUGUGACAGCAAAUCAUAAAGCUCUUCAAAUCCCAGAGGUUUACCUGAAGGAAGCUCCGUGGCCCUCAGCGCAGUCUGAGAUCAGGACCAUCAACGCGUACAAGACGCCACGAGACAAAGUCCAGUGCAUUCUGCGUAUGUGUUCCACCAUCAUGAAUCUUCUCAGUCUGGCCAAUGAAGACUCUGUCCCUGGAGCGGAUGACUUUGUCCCUGUACUUGUCUUUGUCCUCAUAAGGGCAAACCCGCCCUGCCUGCUGUCCACCGUUCAGUACAUCAAUAAUUUCUACGCCAGCCGGCUGAGUGGGGAGGAGUGCUAUUGGUGGAUGCAGUUCACCGCGGCGGUGGAAUUCAUUAAGACCAUCGACGAUCGCAAGUGAAGCAGAACAGCCACCUGUAUGGGCAGACUGCGGGGGAAGGAGCCGGGAGACUGGGAGACUUCCCAACCAACUGCUCCCUCUGCACAGCUUAGAAAACCUGGCCCUCAGCCUGCUCUUUAUUUGUAUAGCUUGUACAUAGCCAGAGACGUUGAAAGAUUCCAAAAUAUAUAUUACUGUACGUAUGUGGACAAAUCCAGGUUUUAGCCGUGGUGGGAAAAAAAAAAAACGGCCUUUGGGAAGAAUUGGCUGCAUAUUAACUUAGAACCUGAUUUGAAUUUUUUUCUUUAAUCUUUUUGUCUCUUCAGUCAGGUUUCCUUUUGGGGUUUGUGUUAGGAAUUUUAUAUACACACAAUUACCUAUGUGACAUUAAAUCAACAUAAAAGAUAAUCCUAUAUAAAGGGACCAGACUUCCUUGAUGUGAUCACUGAUGUUUUUUUUUUUUCUUCCCCUGGGUGAGAGAGAAGGGCUUCCAAUUAAAUUACAAUACAAUGUUCAUUAAAUGCGUUGUGACGCAGGGAUUUACAGUGAGUGAUAGUUACUGAUGGGAUUUAGUGACUCAUAAACACUGAGAUCAAUUCACAUUAACCGUACCACUCAUAAGGUUAGUGUAUCAAACAGUAGGGCAGCUUAUUUCAUGACUUGUUUACUUCAUCGUAUUCCCAAACAGGCAUCAAUUUGGACACAAGGGCCCACAUAUUUAUAUGAAAUAAAAUGUAUUUAUUUCUGUCAUUCUAUUUAAUGCUUUUGUUUAUCUAAUUUUUACAAAAUGAGAAAAUGCAUAUCAUGCCCAUUCAAGAUGUCUGAGGCGAGUGAUGAUGUUCGAAUAAACUUGCUAGUGUUAGGAAGGCACCUUAGCAGUGAGCAGCCCUUAGGUGGGGAUGCGGGGCGGUUCACAAAUACAGGGUCGUGCACAGAGGAGAUGUGGCGUUCAUGGAAAUAAUGAAAAUAGUGCCUUUGAUGUGGGGCGCACUGUACAGGUAGUUAUUUUUAAUUUCUUUAUCUUUUUCCUAACUUAACAUCGGCAUUAUUCCCCUCCAAAACACACACACACACACAUAGGCACACAAAUGGACAAACACGCACACUCCAAUGGGCCAACUCCGUCUCACUGAGAAACCUUCCCUCAUUGCAGGAACAUGAGCAUCACCACAUCACUGAUUGUCAUGGCUCAGUCCCUUUAAUGCACUUGAGUUUGAACAAAUGUCCCCUUUGGUAUUCUAGAUCCUACCUCAGAGUUGAAACCAAUGAGCCUGAUAUCAGUCUGUACACAGAAGCUGUCCUGCAUUGGUUGACACCAGAGUACUGGAUCGGUUUUGCACUGGUUUUUAAAAACGGUUGAACAGCGAGGGGAACGGAGGAAGAGUUGAUGUUGACCUGCUGUGAUGCUUGUUGCGCUCACUUCACCCUUAAUUAACACAAGCCUUUGUUAGCUGAAGAAAUAAUCACUUUAGUUUCUAAUCUAAUACCUGAGAAUAGCAAACUAUUGGAUAUUGGCUCUCUACCUCCUCAUAAGUUCAAGAAAGGGACUCGUGUUUAUGUGCACUUAUAUUUCUUUUUUUUUUUCCCCAAUUAGACGUACUGUGAUAUCCCAGUGUCAUUGUAUCUUUCCAAUUAUAGAAGCAUGUCUUUAAUUAUCCAGAAAUGACUAAAACUCCUUUUUUCUCUUGAAAUCCUCUGCUUCGUUUUUGCGCACAGAUGUGCCACGUGUAUUAUAGUUUUCAAUAAUCCAUUACUUUUCACGGUAAAUGACCUGACAGCACAAUACACAGUAGGACAGAAGAGCAAAUAAUCAACACUAUUGACUCGUUACUGACUUGCAGUUUAUGUUCAAAGUGGUUGGUGUGUUACGUGAGCGUGUUUUCUUUUCUUCUUCCUUUCUUUUUCUGUCUAGUGUGUGUGUGUGUGUGUGUGAGAUGCUUGUGUGACUGGUUGACCCUCUGCCUCCUCUUGCAUGAAGUCAUAGAAUGGUCUGUACAUUCUCAAUCAUGAUAACCCGUAGAAUAGGAUUACUAUCUGCCACAGGCCAGUAAUUGAACCUGCAAGAGGACGCAAAGCUUCCCUCUUUGUGUCCGUGAUACUUGCAUAUCAGAACUCAAUGAUUUAUUUUGCACAAAAUAGAUGUCUUUUCCUGGGAAAUUUGACAGGGAGCAGCGCAUUUUUUGAAAUGCCAUUUACUUUUGGCCUUUCUAGUCAUCGAACAUAAACACGGCGUGAUUUGAAUAUAAUUUGAGUAGCAAAGUUAAGCACCUGACUGUUACUCCUUCAAGCUGAUGAGCAGUCGUAUUUAUGGGCAACAUCACAAAUGCAUUUUUUAUAUCCGUCUACAGUAGCACAGGGCUCCUAAGCGUACGUGCAGUACACUUCCUUGCAGAGUCGGUGUAAUCAAUUUGAUGAGAAAACCAUGCACUGGAAAAUCAAGUUGCAGGUUGCAUCUAUACUAAUUAGGUUUAUGUGAUGUCACUUUAAUUGGAAAUACAUACUGCACGAAUCUGAUGAAAUUAUUUGGACCUGGCUUGUGUUUCAGUGUUUCCUCAGAUGGCCGACCGUAGCAGCAGCUGCCACUGACCUACCCCCACCCUCCUCUCCUGAAGUACUGAUCAAAAAGCCAAAUUAUUUCCACACAAAAAACAAACAAAUACACGCGAUUGUGUCUGCAACUGUAAUUUUAGCCUUGAUUGUAUGCAAACCGCUGGGCAGUGGUGUGGAGUGGGCAGGCUAAAGAGCUGCUCUGCUCUUCAGAAGCUUUACUGCUCUGCUCCCUGUACAAUUGAGUUGAAAGGCAGAGCAGAUUAAAAAAGAAAAAGUUUUACAUCUUGCAUCUAAUUUUAAAUUUAAUUGUAAGCUUGCACAACUAUGACAUGCGGGGAAAGCCGGUUUGUCUUUACUGUGAUUAAUGCAUUAUGUAAUUCUUUAAAAAUAAUAAAAGAAGCAGAAGUUUU